AUGGGAUUCCGGAAGGCCAAAGAGGGUGACCCACGGGUCAACUCAGAAGUGCAAAUUUUCGUCGAGAAUCUCCCCAAAACCGUGACCGUGCCUGAAUUGAACACGUUUUUUGAGAAGGCUGGCAAAGUAAAGAAGGAUCGAGACACUCGCCAACCACGAGUGUGGCUGUACCACGAUAAGACUACAAAUGAGCCCACGGGAGAGUGCACAAUCACCUACUACAACCACGAAAGCCAGGUGAAAGCUCUCAAGGAAUUCAACCAAGCCAUGUUCCAAGGCCAAACCAUUACUGUAACACCCUCCAUUGUUAAAUUUCACAUGGCCAGGGUACCGCCCCGGCGGGCCAAAGAAGCCGCACGUGGCAGAGGUGGCAGUGUGGGCCAUCGAGGCCGAGGCAAGCCCAGAAGUGAUGGAGGUAGUAAUUUUGCAACACCAAGAAUUGGUGGCUUUGGAACACGAGGACAGUCUAGUGAUAGAAGACGGAGCGGUCUUGAAGCUCCCUCGAGAGUGCGAAGUCGGUGUGAAAACGCUGAAACUACAGGGAGAAACGUGGAGCGAAAUCUCUCUGGAAAUACCGGAUCCCAGAAUCGUAGCCAAUCUUCACGAUCCAAAUCUGAUCGGCGUUAUCAACCCUAUUAA
Messenger RNA from Tigriopus californicus, 639 nucleotides. RefSeq lists its product as uncharacterized. NCBI's taxonomy places the organism in Eukaryota, Metazoa, Arthropoda, Copepoda, Harpacticoida, Harpacticidae. Gene Ontology annotation, molecular function: transcription coregulator activity; RNA binding. Gene Ontology annotation, cellular component: nucleus. Gene Ontology annotation, biological process: regulation of DNA-templated transcription. The transcript has a single exon. The record is from RefSeq and is a predicted model, not a curated record. The coding region runs from base 1 to 639 and encodes 212 amino acids.